Messenger RNA from Metopolophium dirhodum (rose-grain aphid), 633 nucleotides. Its product is annotated as 52 kDa repressor of the inhibitor of the protein kinase-like. The transcript is spliced from 3 exons. Gene Ontology annotation, molecular function: protein dimerization activity. NCBI's taxonomy places the organism in Eukaryota, Metazoa, Arthropoda, Insecta, Hemiptera, Aphididae. The record is from RefSeq and is a predicted model, not a curated record. The coding region runs from base 1 to 633 and encodes 210 amino acids.
AUGGCAGAUGAUGUUGGAAUUGAAUUGCUAGAGAAAAGAAUUUCUUCUAAACAAACACAUAGAGCUAAUCCAAAUUUACAAAAUCAUUCUACCGAACAAUACUAUCGUGUAACAGUAUUUUUACCAUAUAUUGAUUACUUUAUAUCACAACUUACUGAGCGUUUUAUAAAUCAUAAAAGUAUUUUUGAAGGGUUCGAUUGCAUUUUUAAAACCCAGCCAUUGCCACUAGAGAUAAAUGACCGAGAACAAUUUAAUAAGCUUGUGAACAUAUAUUCACCCGUUGUAGAUAAAUUCAAUAGCAUAGCCGAAUUCAAUAUGUGGAAAACAAAACUAAUUACAGAUAAUAUCAUUCUUAGUUCAGGAUUACAGGCAUUAGAAAUUUGUGAUAAAGAAUUUUAUCCCAACAUUUACAUGUUGAUAAAAAUAUUUUGUACGCUUCCAGUGUCAACAACAACUCCUGAACGAUCAUUCUCUAAUUUAAAAAGAAUUAAAACUUAUCUCAGGAAUAGUAUGAAUGAAACUAGACUGAAUGGAUUGGCUCUAUUAGCAUGCCAUAUAGAAACAAAGAUUACACCAGAUGAAGUCAUUGAUGAAUUGUCUCUGAAAAAUAGAAGACUGGAGUUUGUUUUGUAA